Adineta steineri is the source of this 696-nucleotide messenger RNA. NCBI's taxonomy places the organism in Eukaryota, Metazoa, Rotifera, Eurotatoria, Adinetida, Adinetidae. The record is from the annotation of a GenBank genome assembly.
AUGCUUGGUCAUAUUAGCAUAAUUUUAAGUUUAAUCUUCUUUUCAUGUCACGCUAAUGUAAUACCUAUACAAGAUUCAGAAAAUGUUCCUAAUUUAUUUAAUUUACCUGGUAUGUUAGCCAAUAAUCGAAGUGAUAUCACAUUACUUGAAGGUGAUAUUGCAUUACCAAUACAUGAUAGUCGAACUGCAUACACUCCGGCUCCAAGAUGGCCUAAUGGUAUUGUACCUAUUGAAUUCGAUGGGUCGUUUACAGCUGAUCAACAAAAUAUAAUUAUUGGUGCUAUGUCCACAAUUAGUCAAAAUACAAAUGAUUGUAUUCGAUUUGUGUGGCGUAGCAAUAAUCCAGCUUGGUUAAGAAUUCAUUCUGGCCAAGGUUGUUGGUCACAUAUGGGUAAAGUUGUUGGUAGUGGUAGUCAAGAUCUUUCACUUCAAAUACCCAGUUGUGUUCAUCAUUCAGUCGCAUUACACGAAUUAUUACAUGCACUUGGUUUUGCUCAUGAACAGACUCGUACCGAUCGUGAUACAUAUGUUCGUGUCUACUAUGAAAAUAUUGAAGCUGGUCAAGCACAUAAUUUCGAUAGAUAUGCUUCUAAUCAAGUGAAUUCAUUUGGAGAAGCAUAUGAUUAUGGUAAGAUUUUCCUACUUAUAAUAUUUUUGUUAUUGACAAUAAAUAUUUAUGAUUUUUAUUUAAGGUUC